GUAAAUUGUGAAAAGAGGAGAGGGGUGAGGAAGAUAAAAGAUAUAAAAUAAAGUGAAGUAUUCAUUUAAUAUCAUUGUGAACUCAAUAAUUUUAAGAUUGUAUUGUGGCUGUUUGUUGAAAAUUUGCGGAAAUGGCCGCAAUAGACCCAAGACAUCUUGACGAAGAGAAAAACUCCUCAGAAUCGACGGCACACGACUUUUCGUCAGCAGCAUCCCAGGUAAAGGAGAAGGAGAAUCAGGAAAUUGGACAUAAAACUGAGGAAUGCGAGGAAAAUAGUGACGCACAUGAAAAUGAUGAAGAAGAAGAACAACAAGAAGCGAAAAACGUCAAACGAAAUACAGGCAUAGAACCAUGCACUUCACAAUGGUGUAGAAAAUUUAAAUAUGCAAUCUUGUGCAUUAUUUCCAUAGUAUUUUUACUUAUUGUUAUUACUUUGAUAAUGGCAGUUGCUAAUCAUACUCAAAUUAAGAAAACCCAGCAUGUGAAACCACUACCUCUACACCCAGCGACAUCAUCACCUCCACAGCCUCCUUCACAAUCCCACCAUGCAUUCUUAUACCUGAAAACAAGUGGUUAUACAGAUCCAGAUGGAAAUACUGACUUAGAGUGGAAGAAAGAUGAGAGUCAGGAUGAAGGCAACAUUAAACUGCUUAAUGAAACUUACAUUCUUAUACCUCAAAGUGGGAUGUAUGAAAUAAACUUUGCAGUACAUAUGUACAUUCCAAAAGGUUCUCCUGAAUCAAAUGUAACCUUGAUGUUAAAGAGAAAGGAUGACGGGAGAAGUUCUGUGUUCAUGGAGAGAAGUUUAAGUUCCUUAAACAUAGUAGAACAUGGAGUGAUACAGUCAUUAUUUAAAUACAAAUUUAACACUAAUGACACAAUCUUUCUGCAGAUGAACAUGGUAAAAUUCAUCAGCCCCAAUAUGUUCUCCAGCUACUUCAUUAUCAAUAACUUACACAAAAAUAAUCAUUAAUAAAAUGUUAGUAUUGUGCUUUUAGACACAGAUCAACCUCUUUUGAAUUCUUCAAUUCUGUCAUCAAUUUUAAUCAUUGGACUGUGGUUAUUUUGAAGCACUUCUUUGAUGGGUUUCAUUAACUAAAUCAUCUUCUUUAUACCGUGUCUGGUA
This is a messenger RNA of Octopus sinensis (East Asian common octopus), 1127 nucleotides long. RefSeq lists its product as uncharacterized. The transcript has 6 exons. Gene Ontology annotation, molecular function: protein binding. The coding region runs from base 132 to 974 and encodes 280 amino acids. Lineage: Eukaryota; Metazoa; Mollusca; Cephalopoda; Octopoda; Octopodidae. The record is from RefSeq and is a predicted model, not a curated record.